AGGAAAAGAACCAAGGAGUCAGCCUGCCCUUCCUGCGAGCCAGCGGCAGCUGUGGGCCAGACAGAGAACCAACAAGUCAGCCUGCCCUUCUGUGAGCCAGCCAGCAUGCAGGCUGGGAGACAAGAAGAGCCCCCCACCCUUUACCCCUCCAGGCAACCGGCUGAUUCAGAGUAACUCAGACUGGGAUAACUGAGCCUCUCCUACCUGAGCCUGUGGGCUUCUGGAGUGAUCUUGGCCAUAGUCUUCCUCAAGCUUUUUCACCUGCUGCUGCGGAGACACAAGUUGGCCAAGGCCAUGGACAACUUCCCGGGACCCCCAACCCACUGGCUCUUUGGGCAUGCCCUCGAGAUCCAGAAGACGGGAAGCUUGGACAAGAUGGUGUCCUGGGCCCACCAGUUCCCUUAUGCCUUCCCACUCUGGGUGGGACCAUUUAUUGGCUUCCUGAACAUCUAUGAGCCUGACUAUGCCAAAGCUGUGUACAGCCGAGGAGACCCAAAGGCUCCAGAUGUGUAUAGUUUCCUCCUCCAGUGGACUGGGAAAGGCCUGCUUGUUCUUGACGGAAGCAAGUGGUUCCAACACCGCAAGCUUCUCACACCUGGCUUCCAUUAUGAUGUGCUAAAGCCCUAUGUGGCUGUGUUCACAAGCUCUGCAAAUGCCAUGCUGGACAAGUGGGAGGAAAAAGCUCGUGAGAAUAAAAGCUUCGACAUCUUCUGUGAUGUGGGCCACAUGGCACUGGACUCACUCAUGAAGUGCACCUUUGGCAAAGGAGACAGUGGCCUGAGCUACAGGGAUAGCAGCUACUACCAGACAGUGGCUGACCUCACACUGCUGGUGCAGCAGCGCGUUGACUCCUUCCAGUACCACAAUGACUUCAUCUACUGGCUCACACCCCAUGGCCGUCGCUUCCUGCGGGCCUGCCAGGCAGCUCAUGACCAUACAGAUCAUGUCAUCAGGAAUCGGAAGGCAGUCUUGCAAGAUAAGAAGGAGCAAGAGAAGAUCCAGCACCGGAGGCACCUGGACUUCCUGGACAUUCUUCUGGGUGCUCGGGAUGAAAGUGGCAUCAAGCUGUCUGAUGCAGACCUCAGGGCUGAAGUGGACACAUUCAUGUUCGAAGGUCAUGACACCACUACCAGUGGCAUCUCCUGGUUUCUCUACUGCAUGGCUCUGUACCCGGAACACCAGCAGCGUUGCAGGGAGGAGGCCCGUGAGAUCCUAGGAGACCAGGACUCCUUCAAGUGGGAUGAUCUGGGCAAGAUGACAUACCUGACUAUGUGUAUCAAGGAGUGCUUUCGCCUUUACCCACCUGUGCCUCAGGUGUACCGCCAGCUCAGCAAGCCUGUUGACUUUGUGGAUGGCCGCUCUCUACCUGCAGGCAGCCUGAUCUCUCUGCACAUCUAUGCCCUCCACAGGAACAGUGCAGUGUGGCCUGACCCUGAGGUCUUCGAUCCUCUGCGUUUUUCUCCUGAGAAUGCAUCUGGACGCCAUCCUUUUGCCUUCAUGCCCUUCUCUGCUGGGCCCAGGAACUGCAUCGGACAACAGUUUGCCAUGAAUGAGAUGAAGGUGGUCACAGCUCUCUGUUUGCUUCGCUUUGAGUUCUCCCUGGACCCUUCACAGCUGCCCAUCAAGCUGCCCCAGCUGGUUCUGCGUUCAAAGAAUGGGAUCCACCUCCACCUGAAGUCACUGCGCCCUGAGUCUGGGAAGUAACUCUGUAGAGAGUAAAGCUCCAGUCAGCCCAAGCUCUUCCUUCUCCCUGAGCACCGCUCUCCCAGAUGAAUGUAGAGUAGUUGUAGCUUUCUGCUUUCAGGAAUCUUAUUGUUUGGGAGGGGAGUAGGCACUGGCACAGAGAACCUCCAGGAGGACAAUGCCACUCAAAUGUUGAGUGUCUGCAAAUACUUGUUACCUAUAUAUUCAAGAUCUCAUUCAUUCACUUAGUUGGGGAGUACAGACUCAUCUCAAGAAGUGUCAUUUAUCUCCUAUAAUUAACAGUCUUUCUAAAAUGUAGGAGAAAUGUGCUUUGCAGCCUUAGUGACUUAGUGAAUACAGUAGAAGCUUUGCUGUGGAUUCAUGAUUAUGACCUGGUAGCAUGUGAUUGUGGGGUGGCUCAGGGAAUUGUCCCUCAUGGAGAUGUGUUUUUAUGUUUAAUUGUGUAUGUAUAAUAUAAUUAAAAUGAAGAAAAAUUAUCUAAAUCAAAA
Messenger RNA from Cavia porcellus (domestic guinea pig), 2192 nucleotides. Its product is annotated as cytochrome P450 4B1. NCBI's taxonomy places the organism in Eukaryota, Metazoa, Chordata, Mammalia, Rodentia, Caviidae. The transcript has 13 exons. Bases 295 to 1704 code for a protein of 469 amino acids. The record is from RefSeq and is a predicted model, not a curated record. Gene Ontology annotation, molecular function: oxidoreductase activity, acting on paired donors, with incorporation or reduction of molecular oxygen; monooxygenase activity; heme binding.